UAGAAGACAGUAUGGCGAGAGUAGUAGAACAGUCACCAUGCACUUUGUCGAAUUGAACAUUAUUCUCUCUUCGUGCUUCUACUUUUCCGAUGCAUUCGGAUUAUACGGCCUCGGAAAUGGAUAUAGAUUUUUUCUAAAAGAACUGAAUUCCACAUUUGGCGCCUUCGACUCCUCUCCGAUCUCAUCCAAAUGGAUUCGGCAACCGUUGGAUCAUUUCGAUCAAAACGAAACUCGAGCUUGGCACAUGAGAUAUUUUGAAAGACUAGAUUAUUGGAAACGUAAAGGUCCAAUUUAUUUGUUUAUCAACGGUGAAGGUCCAGCCAGUCGUGUGUUUCUACAAACUGGAAUUUUGUAUGAAUUGGCUAAAGAAACAAAGGGAGCUAUGUAUUUAGCAGAACACAGGUAUUACGGAAAAAGUAAACCUUUCAAGGAUUUGACUACAGAAAACUUGGCGUACCUCAGUUCCCGACAAGCACUUGCUGAUUUCGCGAAACUAUUAAGGGCAAUUAAGAUGUCACCGAAGUAUAACGAAUCUAAAGUAGUCGUAGUUGGAGGUUCCUAUGCAGGGAACUUGGCAGCUUGGAUGAGACUACUGUACCCUAACUUGGUAGACGCCGCAAUCGCUAGCAGUGCGCCAGUUCUAGCCAAAAAGGAUUUCUACGAAUAUCUAGAAAAUGUUAGUGAAGAUUUCGAACAACACGGUACUCCAGGCUGCUUUGAGAAAAUAAAAGAAAUAUUUAAUAGAUACGAUGAGUUAUUCAAAACUAGUGCCGGUAUUGAACAGCUUAAAGAAGAAGAACAAAUAUGUGAAAGUACAGAUAUGAAUAAAUCAGAGAAUAAACAAUUGUUUUUCCUGGAUAAGACUUCCGAAUUUAUGUAUGAAGCUCAGUACGGCAGCCCUGAAAGCAUUAAAGGUUUUUGUGAAGAUUUGACGAAUACGUCAAAAGUGUUUUCCGCAAAAGAUGAUGACAGUGACUUGUGGAACGAGAAAAAUAAUUGUUUUGACUACGAUUUCGAUGAUAUGAUUGAAAACAUGAGACAAGUAGACUGGAUUAUGGCUUGGACAUACCAAACUUGUACUGAAUUCGGCUACUUUCCCACUACUAAUUCUGAUAAUCAACCGUUUACAAAUAAUGUUUUCGUAGACUUGUUCUAUAGUUUGUGCACUAAAACAUACGGUGAUGAUUUCGAUGAAAAAAGAAUUGAUGAAGGUAUAGAGAGAGCUAACAAUAUGUAUGGAGGGUUAAAACCUAACGUUACUCAAGUCGUUUUUGUUAAUGGUGACUUGGAUCCAUACCACAAAUUAGGAGUUCUUGAAGAUGUUUCUUAUGAAGCACCGGCCAAGAUAAUACCACUAUCUUCACAUUGUAGAGACUUGUUUUCUGAUAGAGCUAAGGAUCCAGAGGAAUUGAAAGAAGCCAGGAAGUAUAUCAAAUAUUUGAUAAAAAGAUGGAUUGGAGCUGGGGAAUAUAAAAAGCCAUAGAAUUAACCAUUCAUUUUAUUAUCUAUCAGGCAGAUUCUGAAUUAUUUGAUGUAACAGCAUCAGCCCGUGGUUUGUGGAAACGAGCAAUACGAUAAUAUGGACUUUACAAGUCUCCAGCCAGUGCAAAGAUGAAAACUAACUACGUAAGUAGUACGUUCUAAAGGAAUUUGCGGGGUUCCGGCACAUUAGCAAUUAAGUAAUAUGGUUUCCUCUCCCAAUAAAUACGCGUGAGUACACUGUUACUGUUACAUCAAGUAAUUACUUAAAUAUUUUAGUUUAGUCUUUGAGUGUAUUAUUAAAGCAAUGGCAAUGAAACAAAUGUUUUAUUAAAAUAAUUGUAUAUUUACUCAUAAACGGUCUUCCUUAUGAUAGGUUACUCGAUAACCAACACCCAAUGCUAUACAAUACAAGUGGAUGUCGAUAUUAUGUUACUUAAAUUCGUAUUAGCAGCGUAUAUUACAUUGUGCUCGAAUAUAUUGAUAUUAUUGAUAACUGACGGGACACACACCAGUGUGCGAAUGAAAUGCUGGAAUUGUUUAAUUAAAAACAGACUUCUAUAACAGUCAUACAUUUCUUUAUGACAAUUUUUGAAAUGUGAAUUGUGUUUUUUUUAUUUGUGAAAAUGGCAUUCGUAGUUGUUGUAGUGUAAGUAGCCAUUGGAGAAAGAAUCAGAUUUAAAUUCGUAUUUGAAAUCAGACGACACUCAAAUAGUUUUUCAUCGUGAUCAUUUUCCUUUAUCAACAUUUGUGAUCGAGAAAAAUCGAUAAUUUUGCAGUGUUUUAAAUAUUCUCAUCUAAACAGUAUCGUUAUAAUUAUCUACAAUAAUGCAUAAGAUACAAUAUGGUAACCUGUGCAGCACCUCCGAUUAUAUUUUCAGCUACAUAUCAGUUUUAGAAGCUUUUAAAAUAAAAUCCGGUAAAAGGAAUGCUUCAAGCAAAUUCCUUUCAAGAAUAUUAUUUUAAAAUUAUGAAAUACAAAUACUAUAACACUAAAUGUGCUACAAAUACAAAAAAUAUA
Trichoplusia ni (cabbage looper) is the source of this 2500-nucleotide messenger RNA. RefSeq names its product putative serine protease K12H4.7. The record is from RefSeq and is a predicted model, not a curated record. Gene Ontology annotation, molecular function: dipeptidyl-peptidase activity; serine-type exopeptidase activity. The transcript has a single exon. Bases 38 to 1483 code for a protein of 481 amino acids. Gene Ontology annotation, biological process: proteolysis. NCBI's taxonomy places the organism in Eukaryota, Metazoa, Arthropoda, Insecta, Lepidoptera, Noctuidae.